Macrosteles quadrilineatus (aster leafhopper) is the source of this 4879-nucleotide messenger RNA. RefSeq names its product homeotic protein distal-less-like. Lineage: Eukaryota; Metazoa; Arthropoda; Insecta; Hemiptera; Cicadellidae. Gene Ontology annotation, molecular function: RNA polymerase II cis-regulatory region sequence-specific DNA binding; DNA-binding transcription factor activity, RNA polymerase II-specific. The record is from RefSeq and is a predicted model, not a curated record. Gene Ontology annotation, biological process: regulation of transcription by RNA polymerase II. The transcript has 6 exons. Bases 975 to 2087 code for a protein of 370 amino acids.
UCAACCUUUGCAAGUAAAAUAAUGUUCGAUAAAAGUAGGAGGAGCUAAAUGUGGUCGGCCAAUAGUGUUGUGAGGGGCUAGAGAGGCCGGCUCCGCCCCAAGCCACCCGACGGACGGUGCUGCAGCCCUACGGGCCUCUGAGGAACUGUCCAAGGCCAACCGCCCGGCCCCGCAGCCCGCGCUCAUACUCAUUUCUAAGUGGUUAGCCCGCCUCGCACGUCCUGCGGCCCGCGCGCACUCCGUUGCGGCACGUCAGUUCCUCCGUUCGAAUCAAGUUUUUUUCGUUUUGAUAAAUAGAAUAUUCGUCCGGAUCUCAAGUUCGGAAGUGUUUGCCGCGUAAGGACUCCGUCUGUGGACUGCAGUGCGCACCUCUCCAGCGGCCUACGCUCUCGACCGUGUUUACCCGUUGUUCCGAUAACUGUGAUUAUUCUACGAAAAUCUGAGUGUAAUCGAAAUCAAAAUUGUGAAGAUGACGCGAGAAGUGCAGUGAGUGAUAGUGAAGAGCCCUAAUCCCUACUCCCAGGAUUGAUAAGCCCACUCCGUUUAUGGAUAAUUGUUGUUUCGAUGUAAUUGUGAUUGUUAUGGGUAAUCAUUGACUAUUACGCGGACUACCUCGUUAUCCCAGGUAAUCGGUCUUCCGGACCUUCCGACCAAACACUCGUACUUUAUACUUUGUCUGUUUCGAUAAAUUUAUAAUUUUAUUUAUAUUUUAUUUCGCGUCGUCUCCUGAACUAUGAUAGUUUGGGUGUUGCGAAUAUCCUGUAGUCUGGUAGGUCGUAGCCGCUAACAUGGGACCCAGGAUCUCGGACUAGUAGUGUCAGUGACAGUGAGUGUCGCGAACCAUCGACUCCCUAGAGGAGAGUUUCAACCUUUCGUGUCCGGACAAACCGACCACGCUGAAUUACACGGAUCUUGGGAGCCCCUUCGGAUCGGGCGGCAGUGCCGGAGGGUCUAACACUCCGACACCCACGACCAUGGCAGGGGACGCUCUGGAGUCACACCAUCACCACCUCCUGGGCUCUGGGAACGGUCCUCCGAACCACCAGGACUCCGGCUCUUCGGGGACCAUCACCCCAGUGCCGACGUCCAAGUCGGCGUUCAUCGAGCUACAGCAGCACCCGUACAACCCUUCGGGCAUCAGAUCAGCCUACCAUCCGCACCACUUCAACCCUCACCAACCCGGAGGACAACCCAACUCCGGCUCGGGCCCUCACCAUCACGGUGUCGACCCUUCGGGCUUCGCAAGUCCUAGGACAGCUCUUUCCGCUUAUCCUUUCCCUCCGAUGCACCAGAACUCGUAUUCGGGAUAUCACUUAGGAUCUUACGCUCCCCAGUGUCCAUCGCCUCCCAAAGACGAAAAAUGUGGGGUGGAUGACGGUGGUCUUAGAGUAAACGGAAAGGGGAAGAAGAUGCGAAAACCCAGAACGAUCUAUUCCAGUCUACAACUGCAGCAGCUGAAUAGAAGAUUUCAAAGGACACAAUAUCUGGCGCUGCCCGAAAGAGCGGAGUUGGCGGCGUCGUUGGGACUGACGCAAACCCAGGUCAAAAUCUGGUUUCAAAACCGGAGAAGCAAAUACAAGAAGAUGAUGAAGGCAGCCCAACAACAAGUGUCUACUCCAGGCGGCAACUCCAACAACGGCGGCAGUGGAGGUCCUGGCCACGGGAUGCUGGGUAGUGGUCAACCUCAUACUCCUGGAGCCCUCCCUGGACCCAACAGUCCGCAGCCCCCCGCCGGUAUCCUAGGAGGUAACGGAUCGUCGAGCGGUAGCCAGCCUAGCCCUAGUGGUGGUUACAUGCCUCACCCCGGCAACCACGGCACUCCGACCCCCAGUUCGACGCCCGUCAGCGACAUGUCGCCUCACGGUGUCUCUGGGUCUCCGCCCCUGGUCGCGUGGGACAUGAAACCCAACAUCGCGCCACCUCCUACCCAUCACCAUCCUCACCACCACCCGGGCUACAUGCCACAGUACUCUUGGUACCAGGCCGCGGAUGCCAACCAAGGACUGCUCACAAAAAUGAUGCACGAUUCAGCGUUCUAUUCGAACCAACAAGAAAAGUCGUGUUUAACGGUUUGGCCUGCCGUCUAACGAAGACAUUCCAACUAUUAGUGUACAGUGAAGGACCGCCAACAUAGUGUCUGUUACCGACCAGAUCUCGGUUGCCUGGGCCGUGUUGCCAGCGUUGCCAUCGCCUAGCCUCUACAACGGAUGUCCACUGUCCAGUUACCGACCAGAUCUCGGUUGCCUGGGCCGUGUUGCCAGCGUUGCCAUCGCCUAGCCUCCACAACGGAUGACCACUGUCCAGUUACCGGCCAGAUCUCGGUUGCCUGGGCCGUGUUGCCAGCGUUGCCAUCGCCUAGCCUCCACAACGGAUGACCACUGUCCAGUUACCGACCAGAUCUCGGUUGCCUGGGCCGUGUUGCCAGCGUUGCCAUCGCCUAGCCUCUACAACGGAUGUCCACUGUCCAGUUACCGACCAGAUCUCGGUUGCCUGGGCCGUGUUGCCAGCGUUGCCAUCGCCUAGCCUCCACAACGGAUGACCACUGUCCAGUUACCGACCAGAUCUCGGUUGCCUGGGCCGUGUUGCCAGCGUUGCCAUCGCCUAGCCUCUACAACGGAUGUCCACUGUCCAGUUACCGACCAGAUCUCGGUUGCCUGAGCCGUGUUGCCAGCGUUGCCAUCGCCAGUGUCCAAUGCCCAGCUCCGAUGUACAUAGAAUUUUUCUGUUCCUACGUCCGUUACAGCACACACACACAGACAAUCAAUCGUCUCCUCUGGCCGCACAUCCUAUAGCGAUCGCCGUUUGGUUUUGUUGGCAAUUAAUAUUGUAAGUCGGUUAUUAUAAAUACGUUGUAAUCUAGGACGUUUAAAAUUAUAAAAUAUUCGUUAUUUUGUUGAUUCUGUUGAAGAUGCGUUCUGUAUAUUAUUCUUCCGCGUUUGGAAGACCUCGCCUAUCUAGCUCGUUUCACUUCGGUUAGGGACGUGAAACCCGUUGUGAAUUGUGUGAAUUUUGUUUUUGUCAUUUGAGCCCUUGAUAAAUCUUUAAUUAACUUUUUGUCAUUAUUUUCAGAGAAAUCAAGCUUAAAAUCCAGAGUGCGUUUUGGGAAACCGAUCUUUCCCGGGACGCAAAAUAUAUGUUAAAUACCAAACAUUAAACCCCAGAAAAUUUUAUAUAAUCCUUAAAAUUUUUCUAACAAUUUACACUUUCGGAAGAUAAAUGAACAACGAACAUUGAGAAACUGAGUAGGAUGGUAAUUUCACAUAUAGCCUUUAAACCAGAGUUUAAAUUAAGGUCUUAAAAUUUGGAUUUUUAAACCAAUAUUUCGUUGGUUGUAGAGGACUUAUUUGUUGUAAAAUAAUAACACAUCACAUUUUAAUAAAUGACAAAGUUACUAUUGUGAUUGUAAUACACUAAUAUUUACUUAUAAAUUGUGAGCUAUCUCUACUUUCAUUUUAUAACUUGUUAUUUCCAAUUGUGGUUUAGGUGCAAACUUAUUUAUGUUUAUUUGUGACCAUCCUAUUUCCUUAUCUCACUCCUCAUUCUAGAACUCGCUUCCUGUUACCUCUUAAGUAGUUAUAUUAAAUCACAUCGUUUUUAUCGAUGUUUCAUCCGUCCUUUAUAUGUUAAUUGUGCAACUAUUUUAAACUUCAAUCGCUUUGCGCCUUAUAAAAAAUGCGAUACGUUCUUGAAUAAAGGAAAAGCAUUUUUAAUCUCGAUCCUAAAGUUUCUAAAGUUAAAUGUUUUUAAUUGUUUUACUUCUUUUUUCUUCAUAAUUAUCGACACCUUCCCUUAAUACUUCUUGUAAAUUACUUCGUGUAUUAUCUGACUUCAUAUAGCCAUCUUUCCUAUUAAAAGGUGGUUUGGGGACAUGAUUAUUUUAAAGUUAAUCGACGAGGAGCAGAGGUCAUGCGACACGCAAGCUGAUGUCUUAGUCGCCGAGAUCGAUCUUGUCAAAUAUUCAUUUAAGAAAAUCCUUUUGUGUCGUGGAUUCUUUUGGUGAUAAAUGUACGUAACUUCAUUGCGUGUUUCUGGACAAAGAAGUAAACACAUUUCAAUUUUACCGAUCUUAUUUUAUUUUAGAAGCAACUUAAAUUAAAAACUUAAAAUGUUCUUUCGUUGUUAUGAAACAAUAUUCAGCUGGUCAGCUGUUUUGGAACCACAAUAGACGUCCAAAAAUGUUAAUUGGAAUUAAACUGAAACCGGUAAAGCUCCUCGAUUAAAUUGAUAUUUUACAACUAAACUUGGCGUUCCUCGUUCUAAUAGACUACGCCUCGCCAGGAAUCCACGCCAAUUCCUACACUUAUUUAAAUCCGCCUUUAAGCUGACUCACAACUAAUGAAUAUUCACAGGCUCAUUUCCAUGCGGGUUAAUCCGUCAAACACCGCGGCAGAGGCAAAACAGUCCAUCUGCGACUGUGACUGCGACUGCGACCGUCGCGGUCAGUCCAUCUCCAUCACAAUACACCUCAGAUUACUGAUUGAUUAUAUUUUCCUUCUUUCCCUGUUUUAACUCUUCAUCCUUCUAUUUUCCGUACUUUCUCUGAUAUCAGAUUUUUUCUUUUCCAUCCUCACCCUCUGGCCAAUCUUUUUUUAUUCUAAUAAAGUCCUUCAGCCUCAAUGUACCGAUGAUUGUUUGUCUUCUGAAUGUUUUAUGUGAUGUAUUUUACUAAUUAGUUUAAGGCUUACAAGCUCUGAGCCAUUUUUGUUUUAAUGUUUUGGCGAUGACGUAACCUAAGGGUCUGUAGUCCCAAGUGUGACCUGUUAGUCGUGUAUCCCAUGUUCAUUAUAGAAUAGCUAUAAUUUUCACAAAUUUGUAAUUUGUACAUAUGAUAUAUUAUAAAAGAAAUUUGUGUAGUAAAUAAAAUGGCAAAUUAUGUGUA